AUGUCUCAGGAUCAACACAUGGAUGACGAUCCAUAUAUGUACGAUGAUGAUUCCCUGAAGAUCACUCCAUAUGAUUGUUGGACCGUUAUUUCAGCAUUUUUCCAAGAGAAGGGUUUGGUAUCUCAACAACUUGAUUCAUUUGAUGAAUUCAUUGAAACAACUAUUCAAGAAUUAGUAUGGGAAGAUUCUCAUUUGAUUUUGGAUCAACCAGCACAACAUACAUCUGAAUCUGAUCACGAAAAUAGACGUUAUGAAAUUACAUUUGGAAAAAUUUAUAUUUCCAAACCAACUCAAACUGAAGGUGAUGGUACAACUCAUCCGAUGUUCCCGCAAGAAGCUAGACUUCGUAAUUUGACUUAUUCUUCGCCAUUAUAUGUUGAUAUGACCAAAAGAGUGUUCAAAUCUGAUGAUAAUAAACGAUCAGAAAAGAAUGAAUUGGAAUGGAUUGAAGAAAAAGUUGAAGAUGAAGAUCCUCAAACUAAAGUAUUUUUAGGAAAAGUUCCUAUUAUGUUAAGAUCUAAGUUCUGUAUGUUGAGAGAUUUAGGAGAACAUGAUUUCUAUGAAUUAAAAGAAUGUCCUUAUGAUAUGGGAGGUUAUUUUGUCAUUAAUGGGUCAGAAAAGGUUUUGAUUGCCCAAGAAAGAAGUGCAGCUAAUAUUGUUCAAGUAUUCAAAAAGGCAGCUCCAUCUCCUAUUUCUCACGUUGCUGAAAUUAGAUCAGCAAUUGAAAAAGGUUCAAGAUUGAUUUCUUCAAUGCAAAUUAAAUUAUACGGGAGAGACGAAAAAGGUGUUUCGGGAAGAACGAUUAAAGCAACAUUACCAUAUAUUAAAGAAGACAUUCCAAUUGUUAUAGUAUUCAGAGCUUUGGGUGUUGUUCCAGAUGGUGAUAUCUUGGAACAUAUCUGUUAUGACGCCAAUGAUUGGCAAAUGUUGGAAAUGUUAAAGCCAUGUGUGGAAGAAGGAUUCGUCAUUCAAGAACGUGAAGUUGCUCUUGAUUUCAUUGGAAGAAGAGGUGUUUUGGGUAUUAGAAGAGAAAAGCGUAUUCAAUAUGCCAAAGAUAUUCUUCAAAAGGAAUUAUUACCAAAUAUUACACAAGAAGAAGGAUUUGAAACUAGAAAGGCUUUCUUUUUGGGUUACAUGGUAAAUAGAUUAUUAUUAUGUGCAUUAGAAAGAAAAGAGCCUGAUGAUAGAGAUCAUUUUGGUAAAAAGAGAUUGGAUUUAGCUGGUCCUUUAUUAGCCAAUUUAUUCCGUAUUUUAUUCAAAAAAUUAACCAAAGAUAUUUAUAAUUAUAUGCAAAGAUGUGUUGAAAAUGAUAAAGAAUUUAAUUUAACCUUGGCUGUCAAAUCACAAACUAUUACUGAUGGUUUAAGAUAUUCAUUAGCCACUGGUAACUGGGGAGAACAGAAGAAGGCUAUGAGUUCAAGAGCUGGUGUCUCUCAAGUUUUGAAUCGUUAUACAUACUCUUCUACAUUAUCACAUUUAAGAAGAACUAAUACACCUAUUGGUAGAGAUGGUAAGAUUGCCAAACCAAGACAGUUACAUAAUACCCAUUGGGGUUUGGUUUGUCCUGCAGAAACUCCAGAAGGACAAGCGUGUGGUUUGGUUAAGAAUUUAUCUUUAAUGACAUGUAUUUCCGUUGGUACUCCUUCGGAACCAAUUUUAUAUUUCUUGGAAGAAUGGGGUAUGGAACCUUUGGAAGAUUACGUACCUUCUAACUCCCCAGAUUCAACUAGAGUGUUUGUUAAUGGUGUUUGGGUAGGUACCCAUAGAGAUCCAUCCAAUUUAGUUGAUACCAUGCGUAGUCUUAGAAGAAGAGGUGAUAUUUCUCCUGAAGUUUCUAUUAUUAGAGAUAUCAGAGAAAAGGAAUUCAAGAUCUUUACUGAUGCAGGUCGUGUUUACAGACCACUUUUUGUUGUGGAUGAUGACGUUGAAUCUGAAACUAAAGGAGAUUUGAAAUUACAAAGGGAACAUAUUGAUAAAAUAACCAAUUCAGAGUACGACGAAUUCAACGAUGAUGAUACACCAGCAUACACUUGGUCCUCCUUAGUGAGUGAUGGUAUUGUUGAAUAUGUCGAUGCCGAAGAAGAAGAAACCAUUAUGAUUGCCAUGACCCCUGAAGAUUUGGAAGCAUCAAAGAGCACAUUAUCCGAAACACAGCAAAAGGCAUUACAACUUAAAGAACAAGAAUUAGAUCUAGCCGCGAGAAUCAAGCCAAUAUUCAGUAGUUCUACUCAUACAUUCACUCAUUGUGAAAUCCACCCUUCGAUGAUUUUAGGGGUUGCUGCAUCUAUUAUUCCUUUCCCAGAUCACAAUCAAUCUCCUCGUAAUACCUAUCAAUCUGCGAUGGGUAAGCAAGCUAUGGGUGUUUUCUUGACGAAUUAUUCCGUCAGAAUGGAUACCAUGGCCAACAUCUUGUAUUAUCCUCAAAAACCUUUGGCAACUACUAGAUCGAUGGAAUAUUUGAAGUUCCGUGAACUUCCUGCUGGUCAAAAUGCCGUUGUUGCCAUUGCUUGUUAUUCAGGUUAUAACCAAGAAGAUUCUAUGAUUAUGAAUCAAUCAUCCAUUGAUAGAGGUUUGUUCAGAUCGUUAUUCUUUAGAUCUUAUAUGGAUUUAGAAAAGAGACAAGGUAUGAAGGCUUUGGAAACGUUUGAAAAGCCAUCAAGAUCAGACACAUUAAGAUUGAAGCAUGGUACAUAUGAAAAAUUAGAUGAUGAUGGUUUAAUUGCUCCUGGUGUUAGAGUUAGUGGUGAAGAUAUCAUUAUAGGUAAAACUACUCCAAUACCUCCAGAUGCCGAAGAGUUGGGUCAAAGAACACAAUAUCACACCAAACGUGAUGCAUCUACUCCUUUAAGAAGUACAGAAUCAGGUAUCGUUGAUCAAGUCUUGUUGACUACCAAUGGUGAUGGUGCGAAAUUCGUUAAAGUCAGAAUGAGAACUACCAAGGUUCCUCAAAUUGGUGAUAAGUUUGCCUCUAGACAUGGUCAAAAGGGUACUAUUGGGGUUACAUAUAGACAUGAAGAUAUGCCCUUCUCAGCUGAAGGUGUCGUACCUGAUUUGAUUAUUAACCCACAUGCCAUUCCAUCUCGUAUGACGGUUGCGCAUUUAAUUGAAUGUUUGUUAUCUAAAGUUUCAGCAUUGUCUGGUCUUGAAGGUGAUGCAUCACCAUUUACUGAUGUUACCGCAGAAGCUAUUUCCAAAUUAUUGAGAGAACAUGGUUAUCAAUCAAGAGGGUUUGAAGUCAUGUACAAUGGUCACACUGGUAAGAAGUUAAUGGCACAAGUUUUCUUUGGACCUACCUAUUAUCAAAGAUUAAGACAUAUGGUAGAUGACAAGAUUCAUGCUAGAGCUAGAGGUCCUGUUCAAGUUUUGACUAGACAACCAGUUGAAGGUAGAUCUAGAGAUGGUGGUUUACGUUUCGGAGAAAUGGAAAGAGAUUGUAUGAUUGCUCAUGGUGCUGCAGGUUUCUUAAAGGAAAGAUUAAUGGAAGCCUCAGACGCAUUUAGAGUUCACAUCUGUGGUAUGUGUGGUUUAAUGUCUGUUAUUGCCAAUUUAAAGAAAAAUCAAUUCGAAUGUCGUUCAUGUAAGAAUAAAACCAACAUUUAUCAAAUUCAUAUUCCAUAUGCUGCCAAAUUGUUAUUCCAAGAAUUGAUGGCAAUGAAUAUUUCUCCAAGAAUGUAUACAGAAAGAUCGGGAGUUAGUAUUCGUGUCUGA
Molecule: messenger RNA, 3708 nt
Organism: Hemisphaericaspora subhashii
Lineage: Eukaryota; Fungi; Ascomycota; Pichiomycetes; Serinales; Debaryomycetaceae
Product: DNA-directed RNA polymerase II subunit RPB2
Exons: 1
Coding region: 1-3708 (1235 amino acids)
Biological process (GO): DNA-templated transcription
Cellular component (GO): RNA polymerase II, core complex
Molecular function (GO): DNA binding; ribonucleoside binding; DNA-directed RNA polymerase activity
Source: RefSeq, a predicted model, not a curated record